Phytophthora sojae is the source of this 315-nucleotide messenger RNA. RefSeq lists its product as hypothetical. The annotation marks the transcript as partial. The transcript has 2 exons. Lineage: Eukaryota; Oomycota; Peronosporomycetes; Peronosporales; Peronosporaceae. The record is from RefSeq and is a predicted model, not a curated record.
GAGCAGUGCAACCCGGCGUUGCCGUCUCCGAGCCCGUCUUGCUAUCGCCAGGGCCGGAAACCGCGGUACGGGCGCUACGGUCGGCAGCCGACAGGAGAGAGACAUGGACGCCUUUCCGAGGGUUUCCGCCGGUAUGGUUCGUCUCGGUGGUGCAACCCGGCGUUGCCGCCUCCGAGCCCGUCUUGCUAUCGCCAGGGCCGGAAACCGCGGUACGGGCGCUACGGUCGGCAGCCGACAGGGAGGGAGACAUGGACGCCUUUCCGAGGGUUUCCGCCGGUAUGGUUCGUCUCGGUGGGUGUGUCAGAACGUAACUAG